AUGGGCUGUUGUGCAACGGCACAAAUGCCCGAAGAAGUACUACCAGGAGAUCCGCUUAGAGCCUCUAGUAUUUUCUACCUACAGACGGACUUCUGCAGGGAAGUGAAGUCGAUCGGGAAAACGCUGCAUUGUCCAAUCUAUGAAUUGGACGAGCCAUUGAUUCGGGCCAAAGGCGCCAAGCAAAUUUGUCCGAGGGACGGGCGUGAAGGGGCGGCCUUCGUGGAUACACUGAGCGGCAUCGACCAUGUCGGACGAGCUAGCCACAUGCUGUCCUACACUUGGGGCUACACAGUUGAUUGCAUUUCUGCUUCCUUGAGCGCUUGGUGUCACCAACAUGAGCACCAGCCUGCACGUACCUACGUGUGGACCUGCUUCAUGGGCAUCAACCAACACAGAGUCCAGGAGAGCCGAGCACUUGGGGUGAGCGUUCCUUUUGAUGACUUCGCCACUGAGUUUGGGAGCAGGAUUGCUCAAAUUGGUCAUGUGAUUGCUUUAAUGGAGCCGUGGCGCGCACCAAAAUACUGUCGCCGGGCCUGGUGUGUUUUUGAGCUUCAUACAGCGCUUGAGGCUGGAAAGUUGGACAUUGUCAUGCCUCCUGCAGAGGUCCUAGGAUUUGCCAAAGCUGUUUAUGAUGGAGUCGGCUUGCAGGAACAGUGGCGAACUUUGUCCGAGACGAAGCUGCAACAGGCAGAGGCCUCUGUGCCGUUAGACAGAGAUAACAUUUUCAGCAUGGUGGAGAGGGGUUGUGGCUUCACUCAGCUUAACAGCAACGUUGUGUUGCAGCUCCAAAAAUGGUUUGCUGAUGUGGCCUACAACCAUGUCAAAGACCGGAUGUCACAAAAGCCCUCAGCGGACAUCGUCCACGGAUGUUUGCGUGUGGCCGAACUUUUUCGAUCUUUGGGCAGACUGGACAGAGCCGACAGCUUGCUCGUGUCCGCUUUGGAGAUUCUUGGAAAAGUCGACCAUUUGCACACACCGUUGCACGCUUCUGUAUUGAGCUCCAUGGGCCAUGUCAAGCGUGAGCGGGGGGACUUGGAGGGUGCCUUAGCAUUGCUUUUGGAUGGCCACGCUAUCUUGCAGCGUGGCUCCUUGACAUGCGAGGAAGGUGCUUUGCUCCUGACCCGGCUGGGUCACGUAAAAUUGCAGCAGCAAGAUUUAGAAGCUGCAGAUUGCUAUUUUAGAGAGGCACUCCAAGCUCAUGAAUCCUGCCAAAGCUUGUGGAGUUUUGAUGGUGCGCAACUGCUGCAGUCCUUGGGGCAUGUCCAACGGGAGCGGAAAGACUUCAAGGGCGCCUUUUCAAGUUAUGGGCAGGCUCAAGAAGUUCUUCGUGGUUGCGAACUCCUUGAAUCACCUGCUGGAGCUGCAUUGGUCGCCAGCAUGGGGCAUUUGCAACGAGAGCAAGGCAAUCUGGAAGGAGCUAUGGGGAUGUAUGUAGAGUCGCGACGCCUUUUAGAAUCAACUGGGAGCCUACAGACAUCAAACGGUGCGGCGCUAUUGGUGAAUAUUGGGCAUGUACAGCGCUCUCUAGGUGAUCCAGAUGCAGCGUUGGUCACAUACAAAGAGGCCCGUGACUUGUUCAAGGCAUCUGCAUCUUGGGACAGUCCAGCGGGAGUAGAAUGUAGGCGCCUCAUUGGAAUGCUCUCCGCUUGA
Messenger RNA from Durusdinium trenchii, 1650 nucleotides. The record is from the annotation of a GenBank genome assembly. NCBI's taxonomy places the organism in Eukaryota, Dinophyceae, Suessiales, Symbiodiniaceae.